AUGGAAACUCCCCAAAAACCACAUGCUGUAUUUGUUCCAUUUCCAGCACAGGGUCAUAUCAACCCAAUGAUGCAGUUAGCCAAACUCUUCCGUUGCAAUGGUUUCCACAUAACCUUUGUCAACACUGAGUUCAACCACAAACGUUUGAUUAAAUCUCUUGGAGAAGAGUUUGUGAAAGGUCUCCCUGAUUUUCAAUUCGAAACCAUACCUGAUGGUUUACCAGAAUCAGAUAAAGACGCAACACAAGACGUUGAACCGUUGUGUGAAGCAGUUAGAAAAAACUGUUAUGCUCCAUUCAAAGAGCUUGUGAUUAAGCUCAACACUUCAUCACCAUAUCCAAUUACUUGCGUAGUUGCUGAUGGCGUCUCAGGCUUUGCUGGAAGAGUUGCGAAAGAUUUAGGCAUUCAAGAGUUGCAGUUUUGGACAGCUUCUGCUUGUGGUUUUGUCGGAUAUUUACAAUACGAUGAGCUUGUCAAGAGAGGAAUUCUUCCAUUCAAAGGUAAAACUGUUAUGGUUCCCAAUACUUAUAAUUUGAUUAAUAAUGCGUCUAUUUUAAAUUUAUCUUUCAGCUCUGUUUUUUCAUAA
Molecule: messenger RNA, 585 nt
Organism: Lathyrus oleraceus (garden pea)
Lineage: Eukaryota; Viridiplantae; Streptophyta; Magnoliopsida; Fabales; Fabaceae
Product: linamarin synthase 1
Exons: 1
Coding region: 1-585 (194 amino acids)
Molecular function (GO): quercetin 7-O-glucosyltransferase activity; quercetin 3-O-glucosyltransferase activity
Source: RefSeq, a predicted model, not a curated record